AUGGAGCCAUAUAAUUUAACAAGUACCGUGGAAUUCCUUCUCCUCGGACUCUCAGAGGACCCUGAACUGCAGCCCAUCUUAUUCGUCCUAUUCCUGAUCAUCUAUGUGCUCACAGUGCUUGGAAAUGUACUCAUCAUCUUGGCCAUCAGCUCUGAUUCCCACCUCCACAGCCCCAUGUACUUCUUCCUCUACAAUCUUUCCUUGUCUGACACAGGCUUCAGCACCACCACAAUCCCUAAAAUGCUGAGAAACAUGCAGACCCAUAACAAGUCUAUAACUUACGCAGCCUGCCUAAGUCAGAUAUCUUUCUUCUUUCUUUUCGGAUGUAUGGACAGCCUACUACUUGCUGUGAUGGCCUAUGACCGAUGGGUUGCCAUUUGUCACCCUCUACACUACCAAGUUAUUCUGAAUCCUCGCCUGUGUAGAUGUUUGGUCUUGGCAUCCUUUUUCAUUAGCCUCAUGGAUUCACAAGUACACUGCCUGAUGGUGUCACAACUAAUAUUUUGCACUAAUAUAGAAAUCCCUCAUUUCUUCUGUGAUGUUCCAGAGCUUCUAAAACUUGCCUGUUCUAACACCUCUAUCAAUAACAUUGUCAUGUUUCUUGUCAGUAUAAUUACUGGUUUUCUCCCUGCCUCAGGAAUCUUUUACUCCUAUUAUAAAAUUAUUUCCUCUGUUUUUAGAGUUCCAUCAUUGUAUGGGAAGUAUAAAGCCUUCUCUACUUGUGGAUCUCACCUGUCAGUUGUUUGCUUAUUUUAUGGAACAGGCCUUGGUGUGUACCUUAGUUCAUCUGUUUCUAGUUCUUCCAGGGAAAGUAUGGUGGCUUCUGUAAUGUAUACCAUGGUGGUUCCCAUGAUGAACCCUUUCAUCUACAGCCUAAGGAACAGAGACAUCAGGAAAGCUCUCCAGAAAAUUGUCAGUUGGAUAACAUAA
Messenger RNA from Acomys russatus (golden spiny mouse), 930 nucleotides. Its product is annotated as olfactory receptor 18-like. Gene Ontology annotation, biological process: G protein-coupled receptor signaling pathway. Lineage: Eukaryota; Metazoa; Chordata; Mammalia; Rodentia; Muridae. Gene Ontology annotation, molecular function: olfactory receptor activity; G protein-coupled receptor activity. Gene Ontology annotation, cellular component: membrane. The record is from RefSeq and is a predicted model, not a curated record. The coding region runs from base 1 to 930 and encodes 309 amino acids. The transcript has a single exon.